CAGCGACCAUUGCCAAUUGCCUCUACAACAACUAAUUGCCAUAAUACUCUACUCCUAUUCAAUAUAUAAACCACAAUCUCGACAUACUUACACCAGCCUGGACACACGAGCAACCAUGCCCUCUCCCGACCCUCCAGCCCCAGCGAUACGACCCUUCCAACCACCCAUAACAGCGCUCCUCAUCUACCCAGCGACCCUAAUCGUGGGCUCACUCUUCUCCGUCCUCUCUCCCACCGCACAAGGCACGCGCGACGACGGCUCCAGCACCCUCCGCCCCCACGUUGAGCCCCUAGCCCCGUCCAUCGCGUCAGACCUCAACCUCUCCUUUCCUCCGCCGCGCCCCGUCAACUACUUCGCCCGCAAAGACAACAUCUUCAAUCUAUACUUCGUCAAAGUCGGCUGGCUCUGGACCACCGCCGCUCUCGCUUUUAUCCUGCUCUCCCAGCCCGCCUACACCCUCGCCGCUAGUCACCGCGCCCGACGCACUGGCCAGGCCGUCCUCCGCUACAUCCUCGCCACGACAGUGUGGUACCUCACGACGCAAUGGUUCUUCGGCCCGCCGAUUAUUGAUCGCAGCUUUGUGCUGACGGGCGGGAAGUGUGAGCGGGCGGUGCCGUUGGCGGAGAACGAGCCCGCCGCGGCGGAUGUCAAAACGCUGUUGACGGCUGCGGCGUGUAAACAUGCGGGUGGGGCGUGGAGGGGUGGUCAUGAUGUUAGUGGACAUGUGUUUUUGUUGGUGUUGGCGACGUCGUUGGUUGUGUUUGAGUUGGUAGGGGGGAGUCAGGGGUGGGGGAAGGGGGGAGUGAGUGUGAAUGGGAAUGGGGAGGCGGAGAAGGAGGUGAGUGAGGAGGUGGAUGUCGUGAGGGUUUGGUCUGGCAGGUUUGCUUGGGCGGUUGCUGGGUUAGGGUGGUGGAUGUUGUUGAUGACGGGUAUUUGGUUCCAUACGUGGUUUGAGAAGUUGACGGGGCUGUUGAUCGCCCUCGGCACGGUUUAUACGAUCUACAUCUUGCCUCGACGGGUCUUGCCGUGGAGGAAUGUGGUAGGCUUGCCGGGUGUUUGAGUAUACAUGAUAUGAUUAUGGCAUGAUAGAUGGUGUAGAGUAUAG
Molecule: messenger RNA, 1105 nt
Organism: Aspergillus costaricaensis CBS 115574
Lineage: Eukaryota; Fungi; Ascomycota; Eurotiomycetes; Eurotiales; Aspergillaceae
Product: putative inositol phospholipid biosynthesis protein Scs3
Exons: 2
Coding region: 116-1060 (314 amino acids)
Biological process (GO): lipid droplet organization; phospholipid biosynthetic process; lipid storage
Cellular component (GO): endoplasmic reticulum membrane
Source: RefSeq, a predicted model, not a curated record